Chrysochloris asiatica (Cape golden mole) is the source of this 1077-nucleotide messenger RNA. RefSeq names its product olfactory receptor 2D3-like. Gene Ontology annotation, cellular component: membrane. The record is from RefSeq and is a predicted model, not a curated record. Gene Ontology annotation, biological process: G protein-coupled receptor signaling pathway. Bases 1 to 1077 code for a protein of 358 amino acids. NCBI's taxonomy places the organism in Eukaryota, Metazoa, Chordata, Mammalia, Afrosoricida, Chrysochloridae. The transcript is spliced from 3 exons. Gene Ontology annotation, molecular function: G protein-coupled receptor activity; olfactory receptor activity.
AUGCAAAAUCGAGACAGGAGAAAUCACAGCUCUGUAACAGAGUUUAUACUCCUGGGCUUCUCCAGAAACCCCAAGACCAACUGGAUCCUUUUCUUCCUCUUUCUCUUCCUGUAUUUGUUUACAGUCCUAGGUAAUGGGCUCAUUGUUACCCUGAUCAGAAUAGAUGCACGCCUUCACACCCCCAUGUACUUCUUCCUCAGCAUUCUUUCUCUAUUGGAUCUCAGCUAUGCUACUACCACAGUACCCCAGAUGUUGGUGCAUCUAGUAAGCAAGAAAACAACGAUCUCCUACAUUGGGUGUGUGGUCCAGAUGUAUGUUUUCCUGACCUUAGGCAUCACUGAGACCUGGAUUUUUGCAGCCAUGGCCUAUGACCGAUAUGUUGCCAUAUGCUAUCCACUCCACUAUGGGGUCCAAAUGAGUCAAACUCUCUGUAUACUCUUGGUAGUCAGCUCUGCCUUUUGUGGUCUUACCUGUGCUCUUGUCUAUACUGUCUUUGCAAUGACUCUACCUUACUGUGGCCCCAAUGAGAUCAACCAUUUCUUUUGUGAAAUUCCUGCCGUUUUGAAGUUGGCCUGUGCAGACACAUCUCUCAAUGACCAAGUGGACUUUAUAUUGGGUUUCAUCUUGCUCUUGAUCCCAUUAUCCCUCAUCCUGGCCUCAUAUGUUCGAAUCUUCACAGCUAUUCUGAGGAUUCGUUCUACCCAAGGGCGAAUAAAGGCCUUCUCUACCUGUGCCUCACAUAUCACUGUGGUCACUAUGUUUUGUAUUCCUUGCAUGAUCAUGUAUAUGAGGCCUGGCUCUGAGGCUUCCCCAGAGGAUGACAAGAAGUUGGCUCUCUUCUAUAAUGUCAUCUCUGCCUUUCUCAACCCUAUCAUCUACAGCCUCAGAAAUAAGGAUGUGAAAAGGGCUUUCCUCAAAUUAAUCAGGAGAAAACAGGUCUCCACGAAACAGAUUAUCAUUGAGAGGAGUAUUCCCAUCAAGACAGAGGUUUUCAGGGAUGCCAAACUGCCCUUAAGCAGAAAAGAACAUGAUUAUAGCUUUGAGAUCAACUUCCAGAAGUUUAAAACACCCAAAUAA